AAAUGUUUGCUCUUUAUAAAAGGUCUCCACGUUUUUAAGUGUUCUUAGUGUGCAAACAAUCAACAUUGCAUUCAGUAACAUGACAAUCUCAAAUACAUUGCCAGUGAUACCCCUGUGCAUUUGAAAACAUGACUGCUUGGUGUGCUCGUCAGUUGCUCUUCGUUUCGGCAGUUCUACUGUCAGUAGCUGGGCAAACACUCGGGAGAGUCAACGAAGAAGAAAAGGAGCCGCAGUUCUGGAUAGACAAAGCCCAGGCAGAGCUAGAGAGAGCAUUGGGAAGAAAGAAUAACUACAACAGGGCAAAGAACAUAAUUUUCUUUCUCUCUGACGGACAUGGCCCAACUAGUCUUACCCUGUCUAGAAUCUUCAAAGGACAACAGAAUGGCAAGUUGGGAUCUGAAGAAACGUUGGUCUACGAUGACUUCCCAAACGUCGGUUACUCAAAGACAUACAGUGUUGACCACCAGAUCAGUGAUUCAUCAGUAACUGCAACAGCCUGCUUUUGUGGGGUGAAGAGCAACUAUGGGGUGAUUGGCACAGACGGACGAGCCCCCAGGGGGGACUGCACCAACAUCGCAGAGAGGAGUCCAACAUGUAUUCUUGAAUUGGCUCAAAACGCAGGGAUGGCCACUGGUAUAGUGACCACUGCAAGAAUCACGCAUGCUUCACCAGGGCCUCUUUAUGCGCACGUCCCGGAAAGAGAGUGGGAGGAUGAUUCGACAAUGACAGAUGAUGCGAAAACAAAGGGUUGCAUUGACAUCGCUUCACACAUUAUGGGACCCGUUGGGAAAGAUAUCACGGUUCUGAUGGGUGGUGGUCGCCGCCAUCUAUACCCCAACAUCACCGCAGAUCCCGAGUAUCCUGACCGAACAGGACGACGCCUUGAUGGGCGCAAAAUUCACGAGGAAUGGGUUAAAGAGAAGAUUGACCGAGGUCUGAAUGCUGAAUUUGUUUGGAAUAAGGAACAGUUUGAUGCUAUUGAUCCUAACACUUUAGAUCACUGGUUUGGAUCAUUUGACUACAGUCACAUGACGUAUACAAACGACACAGAUGCUGCAGGAGAGCCGACACUGACGCAGAUGACUAGAAAAGCAAUACAAAGGCUCCAGCGUAGUGACAAAGGGUUCUUCUUAUUCGUAGAAGGUGCUAGAAUUGACCAUGGCCACCACGACACAGUGGCUCAUAAAGCGUUUGAAGAAGCCAUUGAGUUUGACAAGUCAGUGAAGGUCGGUAUGGAUGUGACAGACGAGGAGGACACGCUGAUCAUUGUCACUUCGGACCACUCAACACCUAUAAUUACAGGCUCAUACGCCAAGAGAGGAAACCCGGUCACAGGUAACACUGAUUACACAGACGAUUCGUCCCAUACAUCAGGGGGUGGUGCUUUUUCAACAGUGGACGGGAAACCAUACACCGUCAUUGCUUAUGCAGAAGGACCCAACUUUAAUGACAGCGCACCGAGGACAAACCUAACGAAUGAUGAUCUAAAAAACAGAAAUUUCAAAUACCCGGCUGCCAUACCAAUGAAAGAAACAGGCCACGAUUUGACAGACGUUGGGAUAUAUGCCCGUGGACCAAUGGCGCACCUCUUCCACACGACUCACGAGCAAAACUAUAUCUUCCACGUUAUGAAAUUCGCUGCAUGUCUUGGCGACUCUAAGACGCAUUGUGAUAAUAUCAGGGACAAGAAAUAUCCAGGCAUGAAUGAUGAAUGCACCAGUUCGGCAGGAACAACCUUUUCAUGUAUUUCACUGUUGGUUACUAGUGCUUUUUUAACACUAUGCACAUUCGACUAUUAAUUCAAUAAAUCAGAAUUGGUCUUGGCUAUUCCAGGGAACAACAAUCUUCUGUAGCUGCUACUGAACACAUCUGACUUGAAAAUCGUCAUUGGGGAGUUGAGCAUCAAGUCUCUCCUUUUGGAUCCCGAUUGUAGACAUAUAGUGGAUUUACGAUUUACAGUGCAUUGUAUUGUACAUCUCCAUGUUUCUGUUGUUUUAUAAAUAUGUAUAUACUCUUGCAUUCUAGAAUUGGCUCAAAAAUAUAUCUAAAUAUAUUUUAUUUAUUUAAUGAUGUAAAA
Owenia fusiformis is the source of this 2077-nucleotide messenger RNA. Lineage: Eukaryota; Metazoa; Annelida; Polychaeta; Sabellida; Oweniidae. The record is from the annotation of a GenBank genome assembly.